AUGUCCCAACAACAACCUCCAUCCAUCAUCGUCCUCGGCGGCGGCGUAACCGGUCUCACAGUCGCUUCUGAAUUCCUCCACAUCUACCCCUCUUCCAAAAUCACCAUCGUAGCAAAACACCUUCCUGGCGACAUCUCAUUUGCGGAAUACGCCUCCCCGCAAGCGGGGGCCAAUUGGGCUAGUUUCGAAGAAAACCUAGGUCAAUAUGCGACGUAUGACCGCGUCGCGUUCGAGAGGUUUCUUCGCAUCGCGGACGAGUAUCCCGAGAGUAGUGGGGUGAAGAGGUUUCCGAUGCGGUUUGUGUUUGAUGAGGAGAAGGACGAGGUGAAGAGGUUGUGGUAUGUGGAUUUGGUGGGUGGUGUGAAAGUGAUUGGGUCUGGUGAGGAGGGGGAGAAGUUGCCGGAUGGAGCGAGGUCGGCGGUGGAUUUGACGACGUUUAUGAUUAAUCCGGUGGUGUAUUUGGUUUGGCUCCAGACACGCCUUCUCAAAAAAGGCGUCCAAUUCAUCAAGAGAGCCUACAGUCACAUCGAUCAUGUAUUCGAUGACUUCCCAGACGCCGCUGCCGUCUUCAACUGCACUGCUCUCGGGGCUCGAAAUCUCGGCGGUGUAGAAGACAAGGACGUCUAUCCUGCCAAAGGUCAAACCAUCUUAAUCGCAGAGCCCAAAACUCCCAUUCAGAAAAUGUAUAUUUGGGAUACUUCGAGAUUCGGAAAUAACGAAUUCUCCCAUGUCUUCCCACGUCCUCUGGGCGGAGGGAUUAUUAUCGGUGGUGUCAAGAUAGAUGGUGACUGGGAUGAUAAGCCGGAUAUGGCUCGUGCGGAGAGGAUCAAGGAACGAGCUUGUCAGCUGUGUCCGGAGUUGGGAAGGCCAGACCAAUUGCAGGUUCUUAGUCAUAAUGUUGGGUUGAGACCGGCGAGAAAGGGCGGUGCUCGUGUCCAGGUUGAGACUCGAAAGGGUAAGAUUCUGGUACAUAACUAUGGAGCUGGAGGGGCAGGUUAUCAGUCUUCAUGGGGCACCGCUGCACAUGCUGUGGAGCUUUUCUCGCAGCAGUAUGCGUCUCGACACUCAAAACUAUGA
This is a messenger RNA of Paecilomyces variotii, 1077 nucleotides long. Its product is annotated as putative D-amino acid oxidase. The record is from RefSeq and is a predicted model, not a curated record. Gene Ontology annotation, molecular function: D-amino-acid oxidase activity; FAD binding. The transcript has 5 exons. Bases 1 to 1077 code for a protein of 358 amino acids. Lineage: Eukaryota; Fungi; Ascomycota; Eurotiomycetes; Eurotiales; Thermoascaceae.